Messenger RNA from Zeugodacus cucurbitae (melon fly), 10027 nucleotides. It is a transcript of the gene Appl, whose product is annotated as amyloid-beta-like protein. The transcript is spliced from 12 exons. Gene Ontology annotation, molecular function: transition metal ion binding; heparin binding. Lineage: Eukaryota; Metazoa; Arthropoda; Insecta; Diptera; Tephritidae. Gene Ontology annotation, biological process: central nervous system development; axonogenesis. The record is from RefSeq and is a predicted model, not a curated record. Bases 1059 to 3653 code for a protein of 864 amino acids. Gene Ontology annotation, cellular component: neuronal cell body; membrane; neuron projection.
UGCACGUCAGUUUUGAUUAAUUUUUUGCGCGUCAUGCACAUUUUACAAGCAGUGCAGCAAGAAUUUGCAUAUUUUUACAAAAGUCUUUAAGUUUUCGUGAAAAUUCAGCAGUAAAUUAGUGUGAAAGUGUAUAAGUGCAUAGUACAGUGUGUAUUUAAUGUAUAAUUGAGCAGCUGGCGUGGUGAUUUUCUGCAAUGCAGGAAGGGGUGCUCGCAGCGGCUUCUGCCCCAUUUGGGCUCUAAAUUGAAACUUUUUGUAACUUUUAAGUUUGCAAUCAAGUGUUGAGAGUGCGGUAAAUCGAAUGUGCAAUAAAUAAUAACAAUAUUUUAAAUGAAUGCAGCAUAUAAACGAAAACUGAAGCACUCGCCGUGUAAUGAUCACAAGCCCAGCGUUUUGUUUUUGUGCUGCUAGCUGAAUAUUAAUGUGCAAUAUACCAACAAAGUGACAAGUGAACAUGAUUCGCUGCAUAAACAAAUGUAAAGUUAUAAACUAAACAUUAAUUAAAAGUCAGCAGUGGUGUCCCGUCACAGCUAUGAGACUGCAAAUGUGGGCAGAUUGUGCGGUGCAACGGCAGUUGUAAUGUAAAGUUAUUCGUAUAGGUUUAAUUAAAGAGUGUGUGUAUGUGACUGAUAUUUGAGCCCAUCGUGGGUGCCGUAUACAUGUUUAUACAAGUUUGUACAAGUUUAAUGAGCUAAAUUCAAGUCGCGAGUUGUAGGUCGCUGUCAAAAAAAAAGUGAUGUGCGCAUGAAGAACAUGUGAAAAGCGUAAAGUGAUAGUCUUUAUGUGUGUGUGUAAAACAGUUUUAAGUGGGAGCAGGAAAUGAAAGAAAGCGAUAGCGGAGCUGCUAGCUGAUCGUGUGCGCUGAAAGUAUACAUAUUUAUUGCACAGUGAAAAUCAACUAAACAUUCGUAAAAAAAAAACAAAAAAUUUAAAACAAUUAACACAAAAUAACAGUAAAUUAGACUCCGCCAGUGUGUGUGGUGAAAAAUCGUGCAAACAGGAAAUUUGUGUAUAAACCAACAACAAUAAUAACAAAAGCAGCAAACAUCGUACACGAAAUGUUAGACUCAAGUAAAAUCAGUCUUGGCCUGUUGGCCUUAACUGUCAUCUGUGCGACAAAUUGCCCAAAUGUACAGGCCGCCUCACCGCGUUGGGAGCCACAAAUCGCGGUGCUCUGCGAAGCUGGCCAAGUAUUCCAACCGCAAUACCUCUCCGAAGAGGGACGCUGGGUAACGGAUUUGAAUAAGAAAACAUCGGGCGCCACAUGCUUGCGCGACAAAAUGGAUCUACUGGACUACUGCAAAAAGGCUUAUCCGAAUCGUGACAUCACCAAUAUUGUUGAAUCUUCGCAUUAUCAGAAAAUCGGCGGCUGGUGUCGUCAGGGCGCUUUGAAUUCGGCCAAAUGCAAAGGGGCACAUCGUUGGAUCAAACCAUUCCGUUGCUUGGAAGGACCAUUCCAAUCGGAUGCUCUACUGGUGCCCGAAGGUUGUCUCUUCGAUCACAUCCACAACGCCUCACGUUGCUGGCCAUUCGUUAGAUGGAAUCAGACCGGCGCUGCCGCUUGUCAGGAGCGCGGCAUGCAAAUGCGCAGCUUCGCCAUGUUGCUGCCCUGUGGUAUUUCAUUGUUCUCGGGUGUGGAAUUCGUUUGCUGUCCGAAACAUUUCAAAACCGAUGAGAUUCGCGUAAAGAAGACCGACCUACCCGUUAUCGCCCCAGCUGAGAUUACCAACAGCAAUGUGGAUGUGACUAACGAUGACGACAAUGACUCGAACUACUCCAAAGAUAUUGGCGCCGAUGACGACCUUGACGAUGAGGAUGACCUGAUGGGCGAUGAUGAGGAGGACGAAAUGGUCGCCGAUGAGGCAGCUGCUGGUGAGGCGAAUAGCUCGAAUGCUGAUGAUUUGAAUGGCGAAUAUGAUUCUGGCGAGGACUUGGACAACUACGAGGAGGAUGGUGGCGGUGCAGCUGAAGAGCAGUCGGACAGCUGGGAUUUGCAGAAUGGUAGCUCAAGCGGCGCGAAACCAACGGCGGUGAAGUCCAACGCAGAUGAGGCGGGUGGUGCAAAGGGCAAAUUGGGUGUUGAGUCGGUGGUUAAGGGCGCAGCUGGCAUGAUGGCUGAUGCGCCAGCCGCUGCGACAGCACAGCAACAAUUCCCCACAGCACCAUCCACCAGCCAGCCCACCGUCGAUCCAUACUUCACCCACUUCGAUCCGCACUACGAGCAUCAGAGCUACAAAGUAAGUCAAAAAGAAGCCCAACAGCGCCUCGAGGAAUCGCAUCGCGAGAAGGUCACCCGUGUCAUGAAGGACUGGUCCGAUUUGGAGGAGAAGUACCAGGAUAUGCGUAUGGCUGAUCCCAAGCAAGCACAGACAUUCAAACAACGCAUGACAGCACGCUUCCAGACUUCUGUUCAGGCACUCGAGGAGGAAGGCAACGCCGAGAAGCAUCAGUUGGCCGCCAUGCAUCAGCAACGCGUAUUGGCCCACAUCAAUCAGCGCAAACGUGAAGCAAUGACCUGCUACACUCAAGCGCUCACCGAACAGCCACCAAAUGCUCACCACGUCGAGAAGUGUCUGCAGAAGCUUUUGCGCGCCUUGCACAAGGAUCGCGCUCAUGCCUUGGCCCACUAUCGUCAUCUCUUGAACUCCGGCGGUCCAGGUGGUUUGGAAGCUGCCGCCUCAGAACGACCACGCACUCUGGAACGUCUCAUCGAUAUCGAUCGCGCCGUCAACCAAUCCAUGACCAUGUUGAAACGUUACCCCGAAUUGUCUGCCAAAAUUUCCCAACUGAUGAACGACUACAUUUUGGCGCUACGCAGCAAGGACGACAUCCCCGGCUCAUCGUUGGGCAUGAGCGAAGAAGCGGAGGCUGCCAUUUUGGACAAAUAUCGCGUUGAGAUCGAGCGUAAAGUGGCGGAGAAAGAACGUCUACGUUUGGCCGAGAAGCAGCGUAAGGAACAGCGCGCCGCUGAACGUGAGAAAUUACGUGAAGAGAAGUUGCGCAUGGAGGCCAAGAAGGUUGAUGAGCUAUUGAAGUCACAAGCCGAGCAGGAUGGUGGCGCCAGUGGUGCUGGCUCGUCCAUGUCGGGCUCCUCAUCCACUGCAGCACUUGGUGACUCCAAGGUGAGCAGCAAAGAGAUUGGUCAACUUGCAGAUCCCACUAAAUUGGCGCAAAGCGACAAGGACAGCACCGGCGGUGAAGAGUACGCCGAUGUCACUGUCAGCACCAAAACCCAAACCGUCCUGCCCACAGUCGAUGAUGAUGCCGUACAGCGCGCCGUAGAGGAUGUCGCUGCCGCCGUCGCUCACCAAGAGGCUGAGCCACAGGUGCAACACUUUAUGUCGCACGAUUUGGGUCAUCGCGAAUCGAGCUUCUCGCUGCGUCGCGAAUUCGCACACACGCACGCGAACAAGGAGGGACGCAAUGUCUACUUCACUUUGUCCUUCGCCGGCAUUGCAUUGUUAGCGGCCAUCUUUGUUGGUGUCGCUGUGGCCAAGUGGAGAACAUCUCGCUCUCCACAUGCGCAGGGCUUCAUUGAAGUUGAUCAGAACGCCACCACACACCCCGUUGUACCGGAGGAGAAGAUCGUGGCGAACAUGCAAAUCAACGGUUACGAGAACCCAACAUACAAAUAUUUCGAGGUGAAGGAGUAAAAGAAGCAAAACAAAAACAUAUAAAUUCAAUAAAAAAUAAUAAUAAAUUUGCAAAUAUUGUAAACGCACUCAACAACUCAGUAAACCCACUAAAGGAAGAGUAAGCCCCGCCCCUACCCCCGAAAAAACAAGAAAAACAGAAAAAUGAAAAUAAAUAAAUUCCCACUAUAAAAAGCCUGCUUUAUCAUCAUUACCCACUUAUACAUACAACUAAUGAUAAAUACAACAAAUAAGUCAUACAAAAAUAAAAAACAACAACCACAAAACCCGUGAAUUAUACAAAGAAACCAUAUUUUCCAAAAACCAAAAAGAAAAAAUCAUGAAAAUAAUUUUAAGAAAAUAAAAUUAAAACAAAACGGAGCGCAGUUCCAACAUGACAUGCAAACAAAUGUAUGUAGAAAGUGAGAAUAGAAAGAGAGUGAAAGGGCAGCAAAGUUGUAAGAUGUAACUGUAAUAAAUGCAAAUAGUAAAAGCAAAGAAAUAGAAGUGCGAAGCAAAACAAGAUGGAACAGAAAAAACGAAGGAAGCAGAAGGCGAACAUUUGAAAGAAGAAGAAGAGAAAUUAAUAAAAAGAGAUUUUGAAAAUAAAGAGCUCAAAAACAAUGAUUUCAGCUCGAUAAUUGUACUCAAACUCACAAAACACUCACAAACGCAUACAGUUCUUACCAUAAUCACUUACUCACUCACCACUCACCCAAAAAUAUGCCAACACACUCACUCAAAGUCAACACUCAAUCAAUCAAUGGGUGGAAUAAAACUCAAAAUAAUUCACAAUUCUUUCAUACUCUACAUUUCAGAAACAAAAAGUAUGUUGUUCUUGUUUAGAAAGUAUUAAUUAAAAACCAAAAGAAUUAUGUGUAAUAAUAAUAAAGAGUAAAGAAAAACUAAAAGUAAAAUGUAUUAAAAUUUAAGUAAAUAAAAAAGAUCAAGAAGAAAAAAGAAGCAAAUUAAUUUUAAGCAAAAAGUGGAAUUCGAAAUUUUGCAAAUGAAGGUGUGAGCCAAUUUUAUUUACGUAAAUCAUAAAUCUGAACGCAAAAGAGAGACCAAAACAACAGUUAGAGGGGGAAAAGAAUGACAAUGAGUAUGCAUUUCCGUACGCAAACGUGUGUGAAAGUCUACAAAAUAGAAAGUUUUGAGCUUAAAGCUUUCAAGUGGCUGGGAGAAUUGAAAGCAGAUUGAUUUAAACUGCAUUAUUUUGGAAGUAAACAGAGAGAAAAGAGUGUAUAGAGGGGGAACUGAACUAACUAAUGCGACAACGGUACUUUUAAGAGAGAUAGUUGUAUACAGAGAGAGCUGAAGAUAGAGAGAGUCAACAACAGAUGAACCAAUUAAAGGAAAUGUACAAAAAUUACUGAACGGAGCGACAGCUAAGAGCUCAAAACGGAGCUUAAAGCAAAGAUCAAGAAAAUUGCAAAGUGUAGACAAUAAGAGUCAUGGAAGAAUUAGUUAGUCAAUACCGUAUACGCUGAUGUGUUCCCAAAAUGCUCUUUUGUAGAAGAAAAAACUCUACUUGAUAAAUGUUUAAAUUAACGACGAGUAACUUCAAAAAAAAUUCCAAUACAUAACAUUCAUAAACCUUUAAAAGCUUUCAAAGCUUUUUAGAAUAUUUUAUAAGAAAAAGGCAUGAAGAACAUCACAUACAGCUAACAAUAUUUGUAAAUUCAUAUAGGGAAAGCACAGUGAAAUGUGAGAGCUUACCAGGAAUUUUCUAAAAAGCUUCAAACAAAGCUUUGGAAAACACGUUUAGCCAAAUCAUGCCUGAAAACUCAAAGAAAUGACUAGCCUGCAUUGAUAAUCAUUGGAAAAGGCAGUUCAAGCUAUUCACAGCAUCCAAAAAAGCUGCUCUCUCAUGUCACAUGAAUGAAAACUUUCACACACACAGAGACGGAACAGGAAAGUUUGCGUUAAUUAAACGAGUUUUGGUGAAUCAAAUUAAUAAUUAAAUUAAGUGUAAUUUUUUGUGAAAGUGGAAAGGAAAUUUUAAAAAGCUCACAACGCCUAUGAAUACAUAUAUCCAUAUAUAUAAAAUGCAACUUUCACUCACUCUACUUCUAACAAAUAAAUACAACAAAAAUAACAAUCGCCUGCUUUUCAUUAAUCACUUAAGACGCUGUAAGAAAUGAAUAUGAUUAAACAAGUGUUUAGCAUUAGCUGGUUAAGAAUUCUCUAUAUAUCUAUAUAUAUAUACACAAAUCUAUGUAUAUAUAUAUAAAUGGAACGCAAAAGCUGAAGGUAAUGAAAUGAAGCGCAUAAAACAUGAGUACAUAACUGAAUAAAAACGCCUGCUGCUAUUCUUAUACUCAAGACAUUCAAAUACAAGAAAUAAACUACACACAAUGACCUACUGACAUACACAAGCACUACUGACAUACCAAAAAAUACGAGCUUGUUAAGUGAGAGCAUUUUGUGCGAGCUUAAAGGGAGCUUUUAAUGCCCAUGUGCUUAAAAAAGAGCUUUAAAAGUAUAUUUCCAAUAAAAGACUGGAGGAAAGAUGCGGAGAAAAUGUAAUUUACGCUUCAAGAGCAGAAGCUUUCAAUGCUUUGAAUGAGCUUUCAACUUAAUCAAUUUGGAAUUUUAUAAAAAAAAUCACUUAGAAAAAUGCUUGAAACUCAAACAGUGCAAGUUCGAGAAGUUUUAAAAAGCUUUAUAUAUUAGCAAUAACCUGAAAGCUUUAAACAUUGUUCUUCAAAAGCUUUCGAGGCGUAGAUCUUCAACUCUAAAUAGUUUUGAUUGUUUUCAAAAGCCCUGGCGUACUAAGAGAAGACCCACUAAAUUAUCUCAAAGGUACAAUUAAAUAAGCACUUUUUAAAAGGCUUUUGAAUCAAAAUAGUGGAAGAUCUAGAAGCUUUUAAAAGCUUUAUAUGUUACUUGAUCCAUGAAAGCUUAAAACUACUUUUGUCAAAAGCUUUAGAGACGUAGUGCGCCCAGCGUUGUGCAGCAAAUCUGUUGAAAAUUAGUGCUACGUGAAGGCUUUUGAUUUAAAAUAAUAUGGAUCAUGUGACUCUGUAAAAGCUUUAUGUGUUAGAACUUCCCUUAAACUUUUAGAGUCGUGGCUCGUCAAGCGUGUACUGUUUAACUCCAAGUCGUUUUGCCUGUAUUCAAAGAGUGCGAUUUCAUAUCACCCAAAAGCUCAUGGGCGUAUAUUAUAGUUCUCUAUUAGUAGCUCCACCUACUGAUAAGCUUGAAUGGCGUCAGUUGGAAGUAGUAGAGCGCGUAGAAAACCACUUAACACACACACUGUCUAUCGUUACUAGCUAACUAGAUUACUGGUGGUCACGCCCACGCAAUCUAUCGCUACAAAUCAGCGUUUAAAGUGAUAAGGCACACAAAAAGAAACGAUAUUCAUUUCCUAUACGUAAAACGAACGCAUUCAUAUCAAUUCUCAUUAUACUAUUUAUUAUUAAAUAAUAGUUUUUAGCAUUUAGUAUAUAUUUUAAUUUAGUGUUUUAAUUAUAUAAUUUAAUGACUCGUAACUUGAGAAAGACAGUUUUGAAGAUUUGUGCAAAUUUAAUCAGACGCAAAAAUCAACACUUGAAACUUAAGGAAGCGAAUAAGUAAGUGAGAUAAAAGCGUAGUUGUAGUAAACAAAAAAGAAACAAUAAAAAUAGUUUAAUUAAGUGUAUCAUUUGACUUUAAUAACAUUUACAUAUGUAGAUAUGUACUUGAAGACUACCAUAUACUUGUUUACAGAUAUGUUGAAUGUUUGCUUUAUACUUAAAUUAAUGAAAAGCAUUUUUUGCGUUGUAAUUUAUAGAUAAUUUACGUUUUAACGGUGACAUUGUUUGGUUUUCGAAAAAUAAAUUUCAAAAUAUGCAACAUAAAACGGUUGAGAAUUGCAGGAAAUAUAGAAAUAUAACUGUUUUUGAAGCUUUAAAGCUUUUUAUCAGACUCUCGCUCUCUUUCGCACUCACGGAGUUAAGCAGUUUAUACGCACUCUGCUGCUUUUUGGAGUUUUUACGCUUUCUCUCGCUUUAACGUUUCAUUUUAGUCGUUCGUCGCUGUAAUUCUCAACCGUUUUAUGAAAUUCCCAAAAAACAGAAAAUACUCCACUAACAAGCGGGCAAAAACAACAACACUCACACACAAAAUAGCGAACAACCACAAUUCUACAACAAAUACCCUAUGCAUAUAAGAAAUAUUGCUAAAGAAAUUAUUUAUAAAUAAAAAGCAAAACUAUAACUGCGUAACAACUAGUUGCGUAACAACGCAACUCUAAGCGAUUAAGUAAAGCAAAGCUAAGCAAACCAAAAACAAAAACAAAAACAAAAACAAAAAAACCUAAGAAACCUAGUCAAAGCUUAAAUAUUUUUAUGUUCAUUUAUUAUAUAGCAAACCAUAACAACACAUACAACAUGCAUACAUACAUACAUAUAUAUUUAAAAUAUAUAUAUAUAUAGAGUAUACAACAACAACAAAAACAUAUAUGAAAUAAAUAAAUCAAUAAUAAUAACAACAACAACAAACGACCGCAACAAUUGAUAUUUACACUGACAAUUAGCGAAGCGAAGCGUGGAGGAAAGAGCGUAGAAAUAAAUUUAAAAAAUUUAUAAAAGCAAAAACAAAUAAAAUGUAAAAUGCCUACAAAACAGCUGAUGAAAUAAAGAAAUUGUAAGCAAAAACCCCGUCCUGCGUGAAUUAAUAAAUAAAUAAAAAAACUAAAAAAAAUACACUUAAAAAAUGCAAAUAAAAUUAAAAAUAAAAGAAAAAACAAAAAUUUAAAGCAAAUAAAGGAGAAAGACACAAAUCAAACAAACACAAAACAAGAAGAGAGAGUAAAAAGAAAAAUAAAAAAUAUCAAGAAGUAAUUUAAUUUACAAACACAAAAAAAAAUUAAGUUGCGAAAAAUACAGAGUGUAGCCUGUAUUUAAAAAUUACAAAAAAAAAAUAAAAUUACAAAAAAAAUAUUAAUAAAAAAAAUAAGUAUGAAGCUCGCAACUGUUUAUCGACGUCGCUCUCCCUAGCCCCUAAAACUAAAAAAUACAACUUUCAUUUGUAAUACAUGCUUGACAUACAAAAAUAUUAUAUGUAUAUUGUUUAAAAAAAAAAUUAAAAAAAAAAAUAAAAUUUAAUAAAUAUUUAUUACUCCUUUUGUUUUGUUUUUGUGUUUCUCAUUUCAAAUGUGCAUCAAAUACACAAAAACAACAACAUUUAUUAAAUAAUUAAUUAUUAUAUAUUGUAUUAUUGCAUAAAGUCAACAACAACAACAAGUAAAAAAUUCUAUAUAUAUAAAUUAAAUUUAAAAGUAAAAUUAAAAAAAACAAAAACAAAAAAAUAUUAUAUAUACAACAUAUAUAUGUGAAUGUACUCAAUGACAAUUGUAAUUGCAACAAUAAUUGUACGCUAAUAUAUUAUAUUUAAAACCCACAAACAACAACAUGAACAGCAACACUACAAAAACAACUAGCGACCACAAGCAACCAAUAGCUAAAGCCUAACCAACAAGCGAGCAGCAGUAAGCGAAAAUAAACCCCAAACUACAGGAACAAAACAGGAAACGCCACAACAAAAAAAAAACAAAAACUAAAAAACAUUUAAUUUACAAACAGUUGGCAACACUUUUUUGCCAAAAAUGUAGCGAAAAAACAACCACAGAAAAGCCAACGCUGCAACAACAACAAUAAGCAGCAACUAAUGGUGUGCAGAAAUGUUGUAGCAUGCGAUACAUUUUGCAAAUGCACUGAGAGAAAUUUUCAACAAUUUUUUUUGCGAUAACAAAUCCAUAUUUUCGAAAUUUUCUACCAAAAAGCCGAAAAAACCGUAGACCACUUCCACACCACACACGCCCACACUUGCAACUGAGCCAAGCUGAGUACUUGACUCGCAUGUACGAGUACUUGUCUCCAUAGUAUUUGUGUUUGUAAUGCAGCAAGUAAUUGUAAUUGUAAUUGUAAAAUGUUUCAGCGCAAAAUGGAAAUGCGAAGAAUGUAAUUUAAAGAGUAAAAUGAAGCAAAUUAUGUAACUAACACAUAAGUUGAUGUUUCCAGCUGAAAAAAAAAAAACAAAAAAACAACAAGGGGAACAGAGUGGAAAGUAUCGCGCGUACACUUAAAGAAAUUAGCAAAAACCACAAAAAAACAAGGAUUAUUAAGUAUUUAAAAUCAAAAAACAAAAAAAGUCUUUAAGUGGUAAAAAAACUGUAAGUGGUGAAAAAUGUAUGAAAAUAUGGUAAUUUAAAUUCAGUGUAAACAAUAAUAAUAGAAAAAAUAGUCAAACAACCAAACACACACACAUAUACACAUAAAUGUAUACACACACACACACAGUGUGAAGCAGAGGGCGCACAGUGGUGCCGCAGCGGAGAGACAACAACAAAAUGCAAAUGCAACAAAAAAAAACAACAAACAACAAAACAAAAACAAAGUAACAUACAACAA